AUGGCUGAAAUCCCAGAGAACCGACCUGUAAGAUUCACAAUUACCCACUACCGUCAGCAACGACACUCGCAUGAGGCAUUCAUGAAGUGGAUGGUCGAGGAGCACUUACCUCUCGCCAUGCCCGUCUUCACCAAAUACGGAGUCAUUGAAUACUCGCUCUUUGUCACACCUCCUCCUAUGAAUGACGCAUUGAAACAGGAAAUCGGACAGCUUCGACAGAGCUGGGAUUUCGCUGACUUCGACUGUUUCAUCGAGUACACUCUUCCCGACGUGGAAACUAUCAAGAAAAUCAUGGGGGAUCCGGAGUGGUUGAUCGCGGUCAAGGAUCAGGAAGACUGGGUUCAGGUCUCCAAGGCUUUGGUUUCCCUGGGGUACUCUACCCCGUAUGUGCUGAACGGGAAGCCUGUAAACUUGUCAAAGUGA
This is a messenger RNA of Penicillium expansum, 423 nucleotides long. Its product is annotated as EthD domain-containing protein. The coding region runs from base 1 to 423 and encodes 140 amino acids. The record is from RefSeq and is a predicted model, not a curated record. Lineage: Eukaryota; Fungi; Ascomycota; Eurotiomycetes; Eurotiales; Aspergillaceae. The transcript has 2 exons. Gene Ontology annotation, molecular function: oxidoreductase activity.